AAUUGUUGAAAUUGGAACAGGGAGACCACAGAGAGACAUCUCAAUUGCCAUGCAAACUUAGUCUCUGCAGUCUCUCUCUGAAUCAUGCCUCUCAAGAACAGCGCUUUCACACACCAUUCUUCAAUUUAAUCACUAUUCAUCAAUCUACAUUCGAUUUCAUCGAGUGUUUUCCCCCUUUUUUUUUUCUUUUUUCGCCUUUUUGGGAAUCCAGGUUUCUGGCUUCUCAGUGUAAUCUUCAAGAAGAAACAGGAGAAGGAGAGAGAGAUAAAGAGGAGUGAUGAGGAGCAGGUGAAGGAACAAGGGGGACCUACUGCUUGAUUUUUGGCUGGCAGCAACGGUCACUGUCAAUGAUUUUUCUUCUUUGGGUGGUGUUGGUGGUUUCUCUCAAUAUCUAAUCACUAAUCACACUCACAGACUCGCAUAAUCUUCCAACAUUGCUUGGGGGAGAUCUUGGUGAUCAAGAUCCCUGUCCUGUCCCAUCUUUAUCAACCUUCUCCCAUUUCUUAUUUUGAGGGAAUUCUGUGUUUUCUCCCAAGCAAGCUAAAAACUUAAGCUGCUUUCUUGGUGCUUGGGCUCUAAAGGGAAUCACCAGAUUUCAGUCAUAUGAGGAGAUCUUUUACCCCAGUGGGGGUGCUUCUGGUACUUGCACUUUUCAGUCAUGUUCCACGGCUUAUCAAGGGCAGUUCACCUUGCAAACGAGCUAACUCCGCAGCUAUUCGGCCUCACAGUGUCAGUAUUACUGAAUUUGGUGCAGUUGGAGAUGGGGUCACUCUCAACACCAAAGCAUUUCAGAACGCUAUUUUCUAUCUCAAUUCAUUUGCUGAUAAGGGAGGCGCCAAGCUGUUUGUGCCAGCUGGCCAGUGGUUGACUGGCAGCUUUGAUCUCAUCAGUCAUCUGACAUUGUGGUUAGAUAAAGAUGCAGUGAUUCUGGGAUCAACUAACUCUGAUGAUUGGCCAGUUGUUGAUCCUCUACCAUCAUAUGGCCGAGGAAGGGAGUUGCCUGGUAAGAGGCAUCGAAGCCUCAUUUAUGGCCGCAAUUUGACAGAUGUUGUUAUAACAGGUGAUAAUGGAACUAUUGAUGGUCAAGGCAGCAACUGGUGGAAUUGGUUCCAUACCAAAACCCUAAAUUAUACUCGGCCUCAUCUGGUUGAGUUAAUGAACUCAUCUGGGAUAGUAAUCUCCAACCUGACCUUCAUUAAUUCACCAUUCUGGACAAUCCACCCUGUUUACUGCAGCCAAGUUAUCGUCCAAAAUGUUACGAUCCGUGCUCCUCUUGAUUCACCGAACACAGAUGGGAUUGAUCCAGAUUCUUCUGAUGAUGUUUGCAUCGAGGACUGUUACAUUAGCACUGGUGAUGAUCUAAUUGCUAUCAAGAGCGGGUGGGACGAGUAUGGAAUAUCAUACGCUCGUCCUUGCAGGAACAUUAUUAUUCGCCGGCUUGUUGGACAAACUCGAACAAGUGCUGGGAUAGCAAUUGGGAGUGAGAUGUCUGGAGGUGUAUCAGAAGUUCAUGCUGAAAAUAUCCAAUUUUAUAAUUCAAAUACAGGUAUUAGGAUAAAAACAUCUCCAGGAAGGGGUGGCUAUGUGAGAGAUAUCUAUAUAUCGAAUAUAACAUUGACUGAUGUAAAAAUAGCUAUAAGGUUCACUGGUCAUUAUGGGGAACACCCAGAUGAACAUUAUGAUCCAGAAGCUCUUCCAACUGUAGAACGGAUAACCAUUGAAGACAUUGCUGGAGAUAACAUUCAGUAUGCGGGCAUUCUAGAGGGUAUAGAAGGAGACAGUUUUCUCAACAUUUGCCUAUCAAACAUUACCCUCAAUAUAACCUCCAAGUCUCCCUGGAACUGUUCAUAUAUCCAAGGGUAUUCUGACUCAGUGUCCCCAGAAACUUGUGAGCCCCUCAGGGAGAGCAUCUCCCCUUAUCAUUAUUCUGAUUGUUACAAUCUGUCAAGUCAUUUGCUGAAUUCAAGUAAUCAAAAUAGAGGUACUUGGUUUCUGUCCUGGUAAAUUCAUGGAAGCUUAUUAUUUGUUUGGUGGUCUACUCACCUUCGAUUGUGAAUGGUCAAUUAAGUUCAAAUUUUGAUUCUUGCCAUUGGAGAAAAAAAAAAGAUUGCCUGACACAUAGAGUUGAGUCAAGUUGCUGAUUUGUUGUUGACUUGUGAAAGAGUAUGAGAAAUGAUUUUUCCUGUAAGUUCGUGUGCAGUAACAAAUAAUUGAGUGAUUUAUCAGAAAGUGAAAAUAUAAUGAGAUUAUAUACUUUCAA
Messenger RNA from Manihot esculenta (cassava), 2260 nucleotides. RefSeq names its product probable polygalacturonase. The transcript is spliced from 6 exons. The record is from RefSeq and is a predicted model, not a curated record. The coding region runs from base 604 to 2004 and encodes 466 amino acids. Gene Ontology annotation, biological process: carbohydrate metabolic process. Gene Ontology annotation, molecular function: polygalacturonase activity. Lineage: Eukaryota; Viridiplantae; Streptophyta; Magnoliopsida; Malpighiales; Euphorbiaceae.